ACAUUUAAGUACAGGUUUUGGAUACCAUCUGUCGUGUCUGCGAUCAUCAUACGUCAAGGAUACACUUUUCAGAGUGAGCUGGAACCUGGACGAGUAGUCAGAUAUGCCUAAAGACGAGGCUAAGGAGCGCGAGGCCUUCUAUUCUCAGUACUACUACUCUCUCGUGUCUGCCGGACGUGCCUUGAUCCAGAGUCAUAGCAAGCUGUCGCUCCCUUCGCUCCACACUUUGUCUCCGAUUUGCUCUGAGGCACAUUCACACAAAGGUACUCCUUCCAUACUGUUCCUCUUGUCCUGAUGGGAGCGACAUUUGCUGGAGUUGCUAAUGGCGUUCAACAUUUUAGAGCUAAAGAUGAUAUUUUCAACUAUUUCAUUGGUGGCGUUGCGUGUGGACCAAUUUUAGCAUACUAUCUAGGAUCGUAUCAUGCAGUGCUGCUGGGAGGUUUAGGUCUUGGAGUUAUCGGAAUGAUUAAGAAGAAUGCUAUCGAGAAUAAUUACACUCUCUUCCCCGUCAUACAAGGGCAUAUGGGAACGGUUCGAAGUUGGAGGAACGACUAUACCUUCAGCCCAGAUCCUAGGGACUCUCUUCAACACACGUGCGGAAGUGAUAAAUAGGUCAUGUUUGUAAAUGUAUACUGGACCUCAAUUGUAAUUGUAAUAUAUAGGUUUUAUUUUUAUUUUGUUAAUAUUUUUACUCAAAUUGUUAUUGAUAUGAAAAUAAAACA
This is a messenger RNA of Melitaea cinxia (Glanville fritillary), 722 nucleotides long. RefSeq lists its product as uncharacterized. Bases 295 to 612 code for a protein of 105 amino acids. The transcript is spliced from 5 exons. NCBI's taxonomy places the organism in Eukaryota, Metazoa, Arthropoda, Insecta, Lepidoptera, Nymphalidae. Gene Ontology annotation, biological process: mitochondrial respiratory chain complex I assembly. The record is from RefSeq and is a predicted model, not a curated record.